CGCGCUUCACUCGAGAUCUCCCCCACUUCCCAUGGAUCCCCUCCACGUCCGCCUCCGCCUCGGCGCGCUCGGGAUGGCUCUCGUGCUUGCCGCCUCCGGCGGGUGGUGGGGCGGCGCGGAGGCUUCGAUCCACACCUACGGCCGCGAGCCCUUCCGCGAGGUGGGCAACGCCUUCCUGCUCUCCGGCGGUAGCGAGGGCAUCGUCGCUGACGGGUCCGACCCCGCCUCUCCCGCCUCCUCCUUCAUCAAGUUCAUAAAUGUUACUUUCUGGAGGACCGCAGAAUCGGCAGAAUCGCAUGCAAAAAUGGCACACAGUACAGGUCUGGUACAAGCUAUUUUAUUUGAAGCAGCUGACAGGGAUAACAUUGGGGGAUCUGCCUAUGGUGGACAGAGGUCUAUUUGCUGUACCCCUGACCUUGCUAAACUGGAGGGCUGCAAACAAGGGGAAGUAAUCAGGAGGCCAUCCUCUGAUGAUCCGGAUUGGCCUGUUGUGGUAGACACACACUUCAGUGCUAAUCACCUCUCAGUGAAGUUGGAAGAUGAGGAAGUUCGCAUUACAAAGACAGGCAUGUACAACUUGUUCUUCAUUUCUUGCGAUCCAAAACUGAGGGGCCUUGCUAUGAGUGGGAAGACGGUCUGGAGGAAUCCUGGUGGGUACCUACCUGGACGGAUGGCACCUCUGAUGACAUUCUAUGUUUUCAUGUCACUAGCAUAUCUGUUAGUAAUGGUUGUCUGGUUUAGCCAGUACAUAAGGUUUUGGAGGGAUAUAUUGCCAAUCCAGAACUGGAUCACUUUAGUUAUUGCCCUUGGCCUGUUUGAGAUGACACUAUGGUACUUUGAAUACUUAAACUUCAACAGCAGUGGUGUACGUCCAGUUGGAAUUACAACUUGGGUGGUAACUGUUGGUGCCAUCAGAAAAACAAUUUCCCGCCUACUGAUCCUUUCUAUAUCAAUGGGAUAUGGUGUCGUUCGCCCAACUCUGGGAGGUCUCACAUCCAAAGUUCUACUCCUUGGGCUUACAUAUUUCCUGGCUUCUGAAUUGCUUGAUAUAGCAGAAAAUGUUGGAACAAUUAAUGACAUCUCAGGCAAAGCAAAGCUUUUCCUUGUCCUCCCUGAUGCAUUUUUGGACGCUUUUCUCAUACUUUGGAUUUUCACUUCUCUUUCCCGUACUCUUGAGAAGCUACAGGCAAGGAGGAGUUCUGUGAAAUUGGAUAUAUACAGGAAAUUUACAAAUGCAUUGGCAGUUUCUGUCAUAGCUUCAGUUGUCUGGAUUGGUUAUGAGGUGCCUUAUAUUUUUGGACGGAGGAAGUACAAGAUUGUGGUAAGUAUAGUAUGUCAACAUGUCUCAUUGGCGAUAACCGCAAUGCUACUUUAUUUUUUUUUUUUGAGCUGAAAACUGUAGGGGAGGCCCUGACGGUAAAUUUUAUUUAUUAAAAAAGAAAUAUAUGUACAAGAUAGAGGUAAUGAAUAUACAAAAGGGCUUAGCCCAGGGCAUAGCCCAAAGGAACUACAGAUCGUCUAGCCAGGCUAAAAGGGAGGAUUUGAGAUCAUCCUUCAUUCUGUAAGAAAGGAGGAAGAGGUCCCUUUUGAAAGAAAAGGUCCAAGCUCAAACAGAAGGUGUUUCAUUAUCAACGAUAAGACCAUUCCUACACUUCCAAAUAUUCCAGCAAGCUGUGGCAAAAACUUCAAAGAAGAAAGGUUUUCCAAAGUUGCAUCUAGCUGCUGUAAUCAUCUGGGGGAAUUCAAGGCUGUCAUUGAUCAUGAUGUUAAUUUUUGCCCAACAUUGCCUACUGAAAGUACAGCUCCAGAAAAGAUGAUCCCUGGUUUCCAACAAUCUGUUGUCACAAAUUUGACAUAGCCCAUUGUCUUCGAAAGUGUAGUUUUUCCUUAUGAGCAUAUCCUUCGUGUU
Messenger RNA from Lolium rigidum, 1909 nucleotides. RefSeq names its product transmembrane protein 87B-like. Gene Ontology annotation, biological process: transport. The coding region runs from base 32 to 1393 and encodes 453 amino acids. Gene Ontology annotation, cellular component: Golgi apparatus; membrane. The transcript is spliced from 4 exons. The record is from RefSeq and is a predicted model, not a curated record. NCBI's taxonomy places the organism in Eukaryota, Viridiplantae, Streptophyta, Magnoliopsida, Poales, Poaceae.